UCAGUAUAUCGCUCACCUCAGGAACGUUUAACAAUGUUCAAGUAUUGCUUAAUUAUUCUUGCUUUUUGUCAAGUCCAAGGAUAUGCACUUAUGCCAAGUGAUACUCAAACUCUUCCAUUACUACUAAAUAAGCCAAUACGAAAUAAGCCAAAUUGCAGUGAAGUUGCAGAGGAAUUAAGUAAGAAACCAGUGAUUACUAUGAAUGGUCACAACAAUUAUAUUGUGGGCCAGCAAAUAUUUUACUUAUAUGACACGCAGCGAUUAGAAGGAUUAUUACCGAAUAAUACGGAAAAAGUAAAAGAUGGUUACGUGCAUAAAUUUUAUUUGCUCAAAACUACAUGGAAUAAAGCUCGUCAGACUUGUGUCAAGGAAGGAGGUCAUUUGGCCAUUAUUAACUCAACUUCUGAAGAAAAGGUUCUUUUACGUAUGAUGCAAGAGAAAAAUAUAAGUGCAGCUUGGCUCGGUCUUCACGAUCUUUAUGAAGAGGGUGACUGGGUUAGCAUUUUAGAUGAGCCUUUAGAAAAUACAGGUUACACUAGUUGGACAACUAAAUGGCCAAACCAACCCGAUAAUAACGGUGGUAACCAAAAUUGCGCGGCUCUCGUCUCUCCUGAAGGUGGAAUGGACGAUGUGCAGUGUGGUAUUCUCCUUCAUUUCUUCUGCAAACUUCCUGCGUAAAAUUUUGCGAGAAUGUAUCAGCGUUAGAAGUAUUAUCACGUACACGUAUAUAUUUUUGAUGGUAUAUAGAAUAAUAUAUAUGUAUCAAUACAUAUUCGUAUGUAUAAUUAAAUAUUUUUACGUGCUUUUUCUGUAUUUAUAAUCUGAAUUGAAAAUUAGAUUUUUAGGAGUUUUCUCUUCUAAAUAUUGAUAUUCUCUUAAUGUCAAAAUGUUCAGGUAGUAAUAACUGAGACACUUGUUUUUACAUUUACUUCCGUAAAAGCGUCGAAGCUUGAAUCGCUUUGAGAGAAUCCUCUCGCAUGCAUUGUAAAAUGCAUACAUGGAUGUAGAGAAGGAUCAAUUCGAAGCUUGACUGAAAUCCGGGUAUCGUGGCUGCCAGUUCCGGGAUGGUUUGAUGAAAUUCAUUGAAACGGACUCUGUGCUAAUGCGAUGGUGGCGAAUGCUGGUUACCCCGGAAUCAUAUCGCUUUUAGUCGUUCGAUUGAUCUGUUCUUUGGAAACGUAUUCGAUGAUUUGUUAUUUGCGCAAUUCAGUGAUUGCAAAAGGUAUUUAUAACGUAAAUAUUGAACAUUUAUAUAAUAAAAUCCGGGAUCUCUUGCGAGUGUACUUAGACAAUCGAUUCAAGAAUGUUUGCUAAUUAAAGUAAUCUAGCCAAAUGCGUUGGGUUCUUAAAUUCGAUUUGACGGCGCGAUAGAUUUGGAAUUUUGUAG
This is a messenger RNA of Ooceraea biroi (clonal raider ant), 1387 nucleotides long. RefSeq names its product hemolymph lipopolysaccharide-binding protein-like. The record is from RefSeq and is a predicted model, not a curated record. NCBI's taxonomy places the organism in Eukaryota, Metazoa, Arthropoda, Insecta, Hymenoptera, Formicidae.